This is a messenger RNA of Panicum virgatum (switchgrass), 299 nucleotides long. RefSeq names its product DNA-directed RNA polymerases II, IV and V subunit 11. The record is from RefSeq and is a predicted model, not a curated record. The transcript is spliced from 4 exons. NCBI's taxonomy places the organism in Eukaryota, Viridiplantae, Streptophyta, Magnoliopsida, Poales, Poaceae. Gene Ontology annotation, biological process: transcription by RNA polymerase II. Gene Ontology annotation, cellular component: RNA polymerase II, core complex. Bases 39 to 299 code for a protein of 86 amino acids. Gene Ontology annotation, molecular function: DNA binding; protein dimerization activity.
CACUGAUUCAAGGGGAGGGAGUGAGGACUUGAUCAGAGAUGAAUGCUCCGGAUCGCUACGAGCGCUUUGUCGUGCCUGAGGGCACCAAGAAGGUGUCGUAUGAGAGGGACACAAAGAUCGUGAAUGCUGCCUCAUUCACUAUCGAGCGUGAGGACCACACCAUUGGCAACAUUGUCCGCAUGCAGCUGCACAGAGACCCAAAUGUGCUCUUUGCUGGCUAUAAGCUCCCUCACCCACUUCAGUACAAGAUCAUCACGAGGAUCCAUACUACCAGCCAGUCUUCCCCAACGCAACACUAG